Messenger RNA from Oxyura jamaicensis (ruddy duck), 9677 nucleotides. It is a transcript of the gene PRDM10, whose product is annotated as PR/SET domain 10. The record is from RefSeq and is a predicted model, not a curated record. Lineage: Eukaryota; Metazoa; Chordata; Aves; Anseriformes; Anatidae. Bases 2764 to 6387 code for a protein of 1207 amino acids. Gene Ontology annotation, cellular component: nucleus. Gene Ontology annotation, molecular function: protein binding. The transcript has 24 exons.
CUCAUCCUGAUUCUUCUGCAGCUAAUUUGGGAAAAAAAAAUACAUACCGUGGGUACCUGUGCUGAGCUGGACACCUGUUGCUUCCCUGUGCAGGGAGACCAGGGAAAUAAUUAAUGUUUUUCCAGCUUGACUGUUUCUCAAUGCCUUAACCUCAGCUUCAGAUCUCAUUUCACUGACUCGGACCAGCCAAAUUUCACAUCUUGCUCCUGCCUCGUGCCCUCUCCACUGCCUUUCCUGGGGACCUCUCUGGAAGUCUGGCCGCUCUUGCGCUGCCUUCUUACUCAGCAGAUCCAGGCUUCCAGGGAAACGUGUCCUUCUGCCUGCUUUGGUGAUGCUAGCAGAAAUGAUAAGAAUUCAGAGAUCCAGUCUCCUGUAGGAACGUGUACCAGAGGCCAGGCUUUAUAGUACAGAAGCUGAAGGCAUCAGCAAAUUCCGCAGCUGAUAUCAUCUGGUUGGUAUUGCUACACGUGGCAGGGCUGAGCAGUAUAUAUAUAUUUUAUUUCUGUGAAGAACGGGGAUAAUGUAACAGAACCAUUUAUAGAAGCUGUAGCACUGAGCCACUGAAGUGCCUCCACCUUGCUUUUUUUUUCCCUCCUGAGACUGAGAUUUUCCUUGAGAUGUUAACCCUUAGAACCAUUGCAAGACUUGAAAAUACUGUCUUCGGCCUUCUUUUCCAACUUUUUGGUACUAUUUUUCAUAGAUCUGAAUCUUCGUGUCCAAUUUUGUCUGUGAAAGACCUGUCUGAAACCUUGAGUCUCCUUUCUGCUCAAGUUGUAAGUUAUUUGUGCCUGAAGGAGUCUGCAGGAGUGAGUCAGCAUCUUACAGACCUCCAGUGUCUGCUUGUGGGGACGGCAGCCAAAAAUCCUGCUACUUGUUGCACCAUACGGGAUUAGCCGUAGCCAUACCUUUCUCUUAAUCACUGCUUAAUUUAAUUGCAUUCUUGCUAACAAGAUAAUUAUAUAUGAAAACCAAAACAACAACAGCAAAACCUUGAAGCCUAGCGUUUUUUAAUUGUUCUGAGCAAUUAGGUAUUGCUUAAUUGAUUAACCUACUGGAUAGUGCUAGUGCAAUUAACCUGAGUUGGCUCGUGGUAUCUCAUGACAGACAAGAAAAAAAGAGGUAUUUGGGACGAACAAAGCCAAACAAAAUUGUCAGGACAGGCAUUUAAUUUUAUGCAAAAUGGUUGUUAGAUUGUGUUACGGCCAUAAAUGCUGCACGUUUAUCCCCGCAGUUGUGUGAUCACCUGGACGCGGUGGAGUGAGCGACGGAGUUGGGUGAAAGUGAUAGGAUUAGAUAGGAGGAAAUCCCUGAAUUAAUCCUUAACAGCGCGGCUUUGAGAUUGCUGGAUGAAAGGUACUGUGUAGGGAUGGAUAAUACGUCUUAAUGCAGCAGAGCUUAUGGGAGCUAGAAUACAAAAAUAAUAUUUAUUUGUAAAUGACCCAGUUCAGUGCUCAGAGAGCAAGGCUGGGCGUUUCUCUGUCCCAGUCAUUGUUCCAGUUCACUUUCUCAUAUUAAUGGGAUCCCCUAGCUAAAGUGUAGCCAGCAGGUACAUGUGUUUUCUUCCUUUUCAGUGCUUUUCUGGAUGCCUUGUGUUGAGAAAUACGGAGCCUAGUAAGAAGCCCGAUCAGCCUGUAGCGCGUUGGGUGCUGCUCAGCAUGAGACAGCACAUGUUAGGCUCUAGCAAUGCCCAGAAAUAUCUCAGAAAUGCCUUUCCAAAAGUUUCCCUUUGUGUAUGCGGAAGUAACGUGAUUUUUGUGAUCCCCUUUCUGUUCAGCGAUGUUAGCCUGAGACAUUUCUGUACUGUUAAUUUAUGGGUUCUGGCCGAGGCCCGUGGUGUGGUGCAGGCAGUGCUCGGGUCCACAGAGCCCACUCGUUGCUGGUGAAAUCAGCAGAAGGCAGAAAAUGCCUGCUGCUUUUUUCCUUACCUUUUUUUAGCUUGUCAAUGACAAGCCAACUGCUAGCAUUUAUGGGAAUAAAUUAUGACUAAAAUAAUUUGCAUUUAAAAUGCAAAUGAAUGAAAGCGUCAGCAAGGAGCCUUCUGCUUUCUUCGUGGCGCGCAGACAGGGUACUGGCACGGGAUCAGCCCAGUGAGGCACUGAGUAUAAAAUAAAGUUAAUUGGACUAGCUGAAAAAUGGAACAGGCUCAGCUUCAUGCUAAUUCCUGGGCCUGUGAUUUAAUACGACAUUAGAGAGGAAGAGCUGGGAAGGUGCUGAACCACCGGCUAAACGAACCACCAGAGCUGUAAAUUACCCUUCUGAGAUUCCCAAUGGCAGAUUGAGAGGCCCCAAUAAAAUUGCAAGAGGUGAAUAAAACCUAGCUUGGAAGCAAUUUGUCAGGAUCUUCAGGCUUACAUCACUUAGAGUUUAAGUUCCAUUGUUCUUUUUCUGGAAGUUGUCUGUUGUAACACUGCCUGAAUACCAACUGGCACUGCACUUCUGUGCAAGGUGAAAGCUAUCCGUAAGUGUGAAGCCGCUUGGUUCUUGAUGAAAGCCUCUUUCAGAUGAACUGGGAAACCAGCAGUGCAUCUCUGAAGGUAUUGGUUUCUUGUUAGGAGCUUAAGGCCACUGCUCUGCACCACGUAUGGAUUUCUGGGCCUGCGUGUGCCAGAAGGGCCGUGUGCCUGUGGGCUGCUGGUGGCUGAGGAAGUGCAGGAGGGAUUCAGGAGCCAUGUCACUGAAGAUCCCCUCGUCUUCUGGAAGGAGAAACAUGGAGAAGAGAUGAAUCUACUCAGCCAGACAUUCCUCCAGUAGAUACUUCUCACCAUGGAGCACCACGGCAGGGAGGAGAUGGACUCAAAAGAGGAAAGUCCUCAGGUGUGGCCUGACUCUGCUGAGCAGGAGCAGAAUACUGCUCAGGUGCACUUUGUCCCCGAAGGGGGGACAGUGGCACAGAUUGUGUACAGCGAUGAGCAGGACCGUCCCUCGCAGCAGGUGGUCUACACGGCGGAUGGCACCUCCUACACCUCCGUGGACACCUCGGAGCACACGCUAGUUUACAUCCAUCCUGUGGAAGCUACGCAGACUCUGUUUACAGAUCCGUCCCAAGUGGCUUACGUCCAACAGGAUGCCACUACACAGCAGGUAACUGUGCUCUUGCCUGCUGCUGCUCAGAGCAUGAAUCCCACCAACCUGUCUGUGCUUGGCAGCGUUGCUGAAUCCCCCCAGCAAAUGGCUCUGGAGCAGGGUCAACAAGCAGAUAGAGCAUCGUUACCGGUGCAUAACCAGGUGUUACCUCCUAUGGAGGCGGUGGAUGGUUCUGACCCUUUAGCACCUCUGCAGAAUCAAAUGGGAAGAAUGGAAACAAAAGAGGAAGAUGACGAGGAUGAAGAUGAGGAAGAAGAUGGGGAAGACACUGACAUGGAUGAGUGGGAUCCAGAUCCACCUCGACCCUUUGAUCCCAAUGAUCUGUGGUGUGAAGAGUGUAAUAACGCGCACCCCUCGGUGUGUCCGAAACAUGGACCUUUGCAUCCAAUCCCAAACCGGCCUGUGCUGACCAGGGCAAGAGCCAGCCUCCCCUUGGUGCUCUAUAUAGACAGGUUUUUGGGAGGUGUGUUCUCCAAAAGGCGUAUCCCCAAACGCACGCAAUUUGGACCUGUGGAAGGACCUCUGGUUAGACAAACUGAACUCAAGGACUGCUAUAUCCACCUGAAGGUGUCUCUUGAUAAGGGUGACAGAAAAGACAGAGAUUUGCAAGAGGACCUGUGGUUUGAACUUUCUAGUGAGGCUCUUUGUAACUGGAUGAUGUUUGUGCGUCCAGCUCAAAACCAUUUGGAGCAGAACCUGGUUGCGUAUCAGUACGGCCACCAUAUUUAUUACACAACGAUUAAAAAUGUGGAGCCCAAACAGGAACUCAAGGUGUGGUACGCUGCCUCGUACGCAGAAUUUGUGAACCAGAAGAUCCAUGACAUAUCUGAGGAGGAAAGGAAGGUUCUCAGAGAGCAAGAGAAGAACUGGCCGUGUUAUGAGUGCAACCGUCGCUUCAUGAGCUCAGAGCAACUCCAGCAGCACCUUAACUCCCACGAUGAGAAGCUGGACUUCUUCAGCAGAGCCAGAGGCAGAGGUCGUGGGCGAGGAAAGAGGAGGUUUGGACCAGGCAGACGCCCAGGGCGCCCUCCCAAAUUCAUGCGUAUGGAAGUAACCAGUGAAAAUGGAGAAAAGUGUGAAGAAGGAACACAGGACUUGCUGCAUUUUUCCAGCAAGGGGCAGUUUGAUGAGGCCGGACAAGCAACACUGAAUGGGUUGGAGCAGCAGGAACAGACUCCAGUGCCACCAGAGACACAGUCGGCACUGGAGCAGCAGUCAGAAAACCACCCACUACAGAUCCAGCCGCAGCACGAUGAGAGCACGGUGCCUACGCAGAGCACCAUGACAGCAGAUGACAUGAGGCGUGCAAAGCGUAUCAGGCUGGAGCUGCAGAACGCAGCUCUUCAGCACCUGUUUAUCCGGAAAUCCUUUCGCCCGUUCAAAUGCCUCCAGUGUGGGAAGGCGUUCCGGGAAAAGGACAAACUGGAUCAGCACUUGCGGUUUCAUGGACGGGAGGGGAACUGCCCUUUGACUUGUGACAUCUGCAACAAGGGCUUCAUCAACAGUGGUGCUCUUGAGAGCCACAUGAAGUUCCACAUGGACCAGAAAACGUACUCCUGCAUUUUCUGUCCUGAGUCCUUUGACCGUUUGGAUCUGCUUAAAGAUCAUGUGGCCAUCCACGUUAACGAUGGGUAUUUCACCUGCCCUACCUGCAAAAAGCGCUUUCCAGAUUUUAUCCAGGUCAAGAAACACGUACGCAGUUUCCAUUCAGAAAAGAUUUAUCAGUGCACAGAAUGUGACAAGGCUUUCUGCCGUCCUGACAAGCUGCGCCUCCAUAUGUUGCGACACUCAGACCGCAAAGACUUCCUAUGCUCCACGUGUGGCAAGCAGUUCAAGAGGAAAGACAAACUGCGAGAGCACAUGCAGAGGAUGCACAACCCAGAAAGGGAGGCCAAGAAAGCUGACCGAAUCAGCCGCUCAAAAACUUUCAAGCCUCGCAUAGCUUCCACUGACUAUGAAAGCUUCAUGUUCAAGUGCCGACUGUGUAUGAUGGGUUUCCGCCGGAGGGGAAUGUUGGUGAAUCAUUUAUCAAAGAGACAUCCAGACAUGAAAAUAGAAGAGGUGCCAGAGCUCACGUUGCCCAUCAUCAAACCCAACAGAGAUUAUUUCUGUCAGUACUGUGAUAAGGUGUACAAAAGUGCCAGCAAACGCAAAGCACACAUCCUGAAGAACCAUCCUGGUGCUGAGCUACCUCCAAGCAUCCGGAAGCUGCGCCCUGCAGGCCCAGGAGAGCCAGAUCCCAUGCUGAGCACCCACACUCAGCUGACAGGCACUAUAGCCACCCCUCCGGUCUGCUGUCCUCAUUGUUCCAAACAGUACAGCAGUAAGACAAAGAUGGUACAGCACAUUCGCAAGAAGCACCCGGAGUUUGCUCAGCUCCCUAACACAAUACACGCCCCGCUGGCGACAGCUGUCAUCAGCUCCACUCCUGCUGUUCUAACCACUGACAGCACUACUGGAGAGACUGUUGUGACAACAGAUUUAUUGACGCAAGCGAUGACGGAGCUGUCCCAGACCCUCACAACAGACUAUCGAACUCCCCAGGGAGAUUACCAGCGGAUCCAGUACAUCCCCGUGUCUCAGUCCACGACAGGCUUGCAACAGCCACAGCACAUACAGCUGCAGGUUGUUCAAGUGGCCCAGGCUACCUCACCUCACCAGUCCCAGCACUCCACAGUAGAUGUUGGGCAGCUUCAUGACCCUCAGACAUACACGCAGCAUGCCAUCCAAGUGCAGCACAUCCAGGUCACAGAGCCAUCAUCAGCAACUCAGCCAUCGUCGCAGGUUGGGGGUCAACCUUUGAGUCCCUCCUCACAACAGUCUCAGCAGGAACUCAGCCCCUCGCAGAUGCAGACAGCUACAUCUACACAAAACCAAUCCCUCCAGCAGCAGCAAGGGUCUUCAGUCCAGCACACAUAUCUUCCCAGCACAUGGAACUCAUUUCGGAGCUACUCAUCUGAGAUUCAGAUGAUGACCAUUCCUCAAGGCCAGUAUGUGAUCACAGAGACAGCUGUCGGUACACCUGUCACCACUGUCAACACAGGGCAAGUGAAAGCAGUUACUCAGACUCACUAUGUGAUAUCUGAAGGUCAACCUGACUUGGAUGUCAAACAAAACUCUUCGCUCUCCAGUGAGGUGCAGGUUGGUGUUUCCCAGCCGCCAGCCCAUGCUGAUACAUUGGAAUCUCAAACGAGUAAUCAGCAGCAAACAACCCAGUACAUAAUCACUACAACCACCAAUGGGAAUGGGGGCAGUGAAGUGCACAUCACUAAACCAAGAACUUUCUCAGCAGAACAUGAAUGAAGAAGCUUUGCAGUGUCAUUUGCUUGUACUUUUCACCUCCCCCAGAAGCCCAAAUAUAUGGGUGUCCUGGAGCUCAAUAUGUUUUAAAGUAUAUGCUCACUUAACUUCAACUAAAAUAUUGGAGCUCUUCUCAAUGCUUUAAGAGGGUUGAAGUCCUCAGUGACCAUGAAGUACCCUCAAAAUCCUUCUGGGAUACUAUUUUAUGCAGCUUUUAACAAAAAGGACAAAAGGAGAAGUGAAACCUGCUUGCCCUGGACUUUUUUGGCAUGUCUGCUGACCAUUGUUUCUUCCUUCCGGGAAGUGUCUUUGGUAAACAACUCUUAUUUCAAUUGGAAGAGAAAAGCUUGCCCAACUGAAGGCUAAUUGACAGAUUAUGUUGUAUGUAUAUUUUUAAUAGGAGCUGUUAAACAAGAGGAUGUAAAUUGCCAGAGUAUGGCAGAACCGCUUCUUCUGUCUUUGUUUCAACAGCCAAGGUGAAAGGGAAUAUAUGCUUGAGAGCAGACUGCCUGAAGAAAAAGGGCAGCAGCAAAGCAGUGACUGUGUAUGCGUGUGGGGAUGGAUAUAGCAAUGAAGCUGUGAAGACGUGCAGAAGCAGUCCAUUAAAUUAUUAUUUUUCCAACCCCUCAAACUGUUUACAUGCUGUCUCCCCUGCCCUACUUUACCAAGCAGUUCCAGAAGAAGGAAAAGUGCAGUCUUAACCCCAUGUUUGGAACAAACUGAUCAAAACCCUAGUAGCACAUAACAGUAAUACAGAGCCACUGUUAUCUCUUUUCCCCUCCAGAGUUUGUAGGGAAAAUUGCAUUUUUGCCUGUAAACAAAAAAGUUUCACCUUAGCCUGCAUAGGAGCUUCUGCUGUGACCUCUAGCGAUAGCUGUGCCAGGAGAAGCAGGUACAGGAGUACACCUCUGAAGAUGCAGGGUAGUUGUCUCUGUUGCCACCUCAAAGUGGAUGUAUUUUUCUCUUGAAGACUGAAUGGAGAGUUGGUUAUGCUGAUUUUCCAAACACCUUGUUAACAAUGCACUGUAAUUCCUUUGGACAGUUUCAUAAAAUGACCAGCCUUGGACUCAGGAAACAUGUACAAGAAAAACACCAGUGGACCACUAUUUAUGGGACACAGAAAGCCAUCUGCAAGUUGCCUGCUUUGGUAGACCUGGUCUACGUACAGAACUCAUUCUUAGGGACCAGGAGAAAGGGAAAGUUUUAUCUUUUAAGGCAGUGUAUUUUUUUCUGACAUAACUCCCCCUUCACGGGUCUUGUUGGUUGGUUAUUUAAUGCAUUCUGGUAUUUGCAAGAAUAUGACUACAUCUCCAUUUGCUGUUGUUGGGAUAUACUGUUUGUGUCUAAACCUCCAUUCACUCUGCUUGAAACCUCAUCCCAGAAUGUCAGUGCAACAUAGGAUACAUUUAUUUAUAAAACAAAAGCAAAGAAGUAAGUUUUGUCUUAAUGGCCCUUGAAAAAGGCUAGAAGAACUAAGAGAGGAUCUCUUUUUUUUUUUUUUUUUUUUUUUUAAUUAAUUUCUUCUUACAUUGCAUUGUGCGCAAGUCUGGAACUCUUGUGCUUAUACUCCCACAGAUUGAGAUGAGGAUUAACCAUGUGAGUAGAUGUUACAAAUGUUUACAGGUUGUGGUGUCAGGCCUUAUGGAGUUAAAGCUCUUAGACAUGAGAAAACACUCAGACUGAAAAAUUGGAUGUCUUGUUACUUGCUGGCAAAGCCUUGUAGCAUGUAUUGCUUCGGUAAAUAACAUUUUAAAUAUGGUAUGGAAAUAGUGACUGUGCAUGAUGAGAUAAAUCCUGUUUAAAAUAUUGGACAGCUCAGAACUGUUUUGAGGUAGCUUGAAGUGAGUUGUCAAAACAUAGAUUAAUUUGUGCCUGGGAUUUCGCUUCUCUUACUGCAACCACUGUAUUGGGGCAUUAACUAAUAAUUGGGGCAUUAGCAAGAUUGGUAAAAGUUAAUGAAGACCUGAGCUCCCAUUUAGUGUAGUGCAGUGAUGAGUCCUUCAGUUCAAUGGAUUUGGGAAGUCAUCUACUUUAGCAAUGCAGCCAAGCAACUGCAGUUGUCCUUGAUUCAUUUGAACUCAUGUUGCUGAGCACUUUUGAGUAACAGGCCGUUACGAUGUUUGUCUGGGCGAGCAGAAGGGAGCUCUUGGUUUUGGCUUUGCAUCGUGGCAUCUUUGUCAAGAAAAGGGUCUCUUUUCAGACUGCUCGAUUAAUAAGAUGAAUCAAAUGUGGUACGAGUAAUAGGAAAGUAGGAAACCUGGAAAUGGGACAUUGCAAAUGCACACUGUUCUACAGGAGCAUUUUUUUAAGUCUUAAAAGCUCUAUAGUCUUUAGAGAUGAUCAAACUUUGUCUUUAACGAUAUUGCAAGUGUGGGAUUUUUAAAAAAAUAAAUUGUUAUAUUCAACUUUUGUCAGAAAGGAUCACAGAAUGAGGUUGCUUGUUCUUGUACCAGUUAUUUAAAACUGAAAACUGCAGGGUGUUCCAGAAAACAAUUGUAAAACAGCAUCUUUGAACUCACAUCUUCCUUAUCAAAGUUUCUGCUCUAUCCCACAGUAAUAGUAGUGUACGUAGGCCAUCAGCUUGACACCAGCAUUAAGUGAUUCACUGUCUUAAGUCAAACUGAUGCCUCAUCGGGGGAGAAGCAUCCCUGGAAAUCAAGCAUUGUGAAUUUUCAUUCCGAAGUAAUAAAAUAUAGUGAUUACCCAGACUGGGGGAGAGAGAAGAAGAGCCCCAAGGCAUAGCUGUGCUACAGGGUCUGUUUUUAAAAAGAAGACAAAAACAAAACACAACAAAAACAGCUAAGUUUGCAUUUUUUUUUCAGUUUCUGCAGUGCAGAAGGCAUAGGAUUUACUAUAUUUUAUUAUUAUUAUUAUUAUUUUUAACCAGAACCACCCCAAACAUCUGUCUCUUAAAAUAAUGUCCUACUGGAGCUUAACGCUGCAAUACUCUGCUACCUGCACAGGGCCCAUUUUGUUCAAAGAUGGGAAUUGCCAUGGGCCCUUCUGGGGCUUCAGGCUUUUCUGUGUAGGUGUUUUGGGUUAGUUUCUGUGCCCCCACCCCAUUAAAAUUGUUUUAAAAAAAGAAAAAUUACGCCUCUCAGACUGCUCGGGCACUUGGGACGAAACGUGGCUGUUUCCACGGGAUGCUGCAGUGGUUGUCCCACAUCGCUCUGCCCGCUGUUAUUUAAAUGUGUAUGUUUAUUGUACAUUCAGUGACUGUUCUAGUGUUAAUAGUCUUGUGCUACCUGGCAGGUGUAAAAAUGAAAUUAAUAAAUUUCUUUUUUUUUUUUUUU